Molecule: messenger RNA, 1620 nt
Organism: Adineta ricciae
Lineage: Eukaryota; Metazoa; Rotifera; Eurotatoria; Adinetida; Adinetidae
Source: the annotation of a GenBank genome assembly
AUGGUAUUUCUGGCACCACUAUCAAUUCUUUCCUAUUACCGUACAAUGUCACUUAUGGUACUAAUUUCAAAAGUGAUAGUAUGUCUGCGAUUCCAAAUCUUAACAGCCUGGCCACACAGUUUACAGUUGAUGAAUCAAUAUUCAAAUAUUGAGAUAAGUGUUAUAACAACAGUGUUCAUUGCGACAGAGUCGAAUGCCUCUAGUAAACGACGACGUGAAACUCGAUCCACGAACGAACAAUGUGAAGUAAAUCCAAACACAACGGGUGAUUUGCUGUUUGUUGCAUUUAUCGUCAAGCCUCGAUUUUCGUGCCUUCUCAACAGCUGCCGAAAGAACUUCAACGAAACAUUCGAAAAAGUCACUGCGAUUAUGCGUUCACAGACAGUAAUACUACUAACUUUGGCUAAUGGAUCGACAAUUAUGACAGGGGCAGUUUUCUGUUCCACUGGACAGGUUAAGCCAGUUGAAAUAACGACUAUAGUCUCUACAACUAAAGCUACAACCACAACGAUAACCACAACGACAACCACAACGACAACCACAACGACAACCAUAACGAUAACCACAACGACAACCACAACGACAACCACAACGACAACCACAACGACAACCACAACGACAACCACAACGACAACCACAACGACAGUUGUUACCAAUUUCGCGAGUCUUCUCGUUCAAUUCGCAGGCUGUCAUGCGAUUCAGGCUAGUUGCACAACAGCUACUGAGUGUUGUGGAAAUGCUGCUGGAUCAACCUGUCUAAGUGCCACUUGCUGCAUACAAGACGGUAGUCCAUGUACAAGUGCUUCAGACUGUUGUAGCGGAACUUGCGGCACUGGAAAUUGCAUUCCGUGUUUCCAUGGUGAUGAAUAUGUCUUAAUGGCCGAUGGGAGAGAAAAACAAAUAAAACACGUCCGAAUGGGUGAUCGAGUGAAGACAAUUGUUGAUGACAGUCAGUCAAAAGUUUAUAAAUUGGGCGAAGAUGAAGUGCUUGUGCGUCUUCACCAUGAACCAAAUAUGACAGCUAACUUUUUGAUAAUUAUAACCGAGUCUGGACAUCGACUAACAUUGAGUCCUGAUCAUUUUGUUCGUAUAUUCAAUGGCAAUGAGAGCAAUAAUGAACCCUAUAUCACAGCGGGUCAGCUCACCAAUGGUCAGCUUGUUGCAGUAGUUAUGGGCUUUCCAGAUCAUCAGAACUAUUCGGUGAUCUACUCGCCCAUCGUUUCAAUCACGCAAUCCAAACUCGUUGGCGUUUACAAUGUCUUAACGUACAGUGGUAUCAUUAUUGUCAGUCGAGUGGUCGCUUCAUGUUUUACUGAUCGUCGUGGAACACAUGAGAAUGCGCAGAGACGUUACUUCAUUGUUCGUCUCAUGAAGCAUGUAGCAUCAAUAUUUCACUACAACAUUUAUACAGAUGAGUUUUACGGAGAACAUUAUGUGGUUACGAGUCGUCUAAUUGAUUUCAUACACAUAAUCAUAACUGCCAUUCUUCAUUGUACCUCGGUUAUGUACCGUACUGGUGUUCCAUUAAUGAUCACCAUUGUAUUGGUUUGGCUGGCAAAUCAAAGAAUGUACCAUUUUAAUUUUGGAUUCCUUCGUCGGUGGUUGAAAUUCCGUGGUUGA